GCAGCGUCUCAGGGCCAGUGGGGCCGCGCCUGGGAGGUGGACUGGUUCUCCCUGGCCAGCGUUGUGUUCCUGCUGCUCUUCGCGCCCUUCAUCGUGUACUACUUCAUCAUGGCGUGCGACCAGUACAGCUGCGCGCUGACCGCGCCCCUGCUGGACAUCGCCGCCGGCCGUGCUAGCCUGGCAGACAUCUGGGCCAAGACCCCGCCGGUGACCACGAGAGCCGCCCUGCUCUACACCUCGUGGGUGGCCUUCCAGGUGCUUCUGUACACGAUGCUUCCCGACUUCUGCCACAGGUUCCUGCCGGGCUACGUGGGAGGAGUGCAAGAAGGGGCCGUGACCCCGGCAGGCGCCGUGAACAAGUACCAGGUCAACGGCCUGCAGGCCUGGCUCAUAACGCAUCUCCUCUGGUUUGCCAACUCCCACCUCCUGUCCUGGUUCUCCCCCACCAUCAUCUUUGACAACUGGAUACCGCUGCUCUGGUGCGCCAACUUCCUGGGCUACGCUGUCUCCACGUUCGCCAUGAUCAAGGGCUACUUCUUCCCCACUAAUGCCCAGGACUGGUAGGUUCCGCAGGAGCUGGUCGAC
Messenger RNA from Ictidomys tridecemlineatus (thirteen-lined ground squirrel), 585 nucleotides. NCBI's taxonomy places the organism in Eukaryota, Metazoa, Chordata, Mammalia, Rodentia, Sciuridae. The record is from RefSeq and is a predicted model, not a curated record.